CCCCCCCCCCCCCAAACAAACAAACAAACUGGCAGAAUUCACCAUUGUAUUUUCCCACGAGCUCUCCAUCUGAGCCGUGGUGGGGAGUGAGAACCAGUAGCUGAGGAAAGGAAAAGGGAAACCCGGUAGCGGCAAUGGCGAUUGGCAGGUCUCGCUCGCACGCGGUCCUCUCCGCCUUCGUCACCGUACACCCGCAAGAGACCUCUGCGCUCAUCCACUCUUCCUCCUGCUUCUUCUGCAUUUUGAGCGCGUACUUCGUGGUGCUUCCGCUGCGUGAUGAAGGGGCAAUCUCUCUGGGGCUGUCGAAUCUCCCGGGUCUGUUUGUCGGGUCCUUGGUGCUCACCCUGAUCGCCGCCCCGGUUUCCACCCUAAUCUUUUCCUUGCCCAAUCUCUCUAAACGCAAGGCCUUGGUUUUGAUACACAGGUUUUUCAGUAUAUCAUUGGUUAUAUUCUUUCUGCUAUGGAAUUCUUCUUCUCCUGGAUUUUCAUCUCAAAUGAAGGGAUUAGCCGUUUCUAAUUCUUCCUCAAUAAAGACGGAUCUAAAAGUCGAUGUUGAUCAUGCUAGUCCAUCGUCGUCACUUAGUGGCCAAAACUAUGGAUGGUUUUACAUAUCUGUUAGAAUGGGAUUUUUCCUUUGGGUUGCUUUGCUCAAUCUUAUCACUAUUUCAUCAACAUGGGCAAGAGUGAUUGAUGUGAUGGACAAUGAGUCAGGUUCGAGACUCUUCGGCUUCAUUGGUGCUGGCGCUACAUUGGGCCAGCUUUUUGGGUCCCUGUUUGCUACAUUAAUGGCUUGGGUAGGGCCAUAUCUACUUCUAUUGGCUGCUCUCUUGUUGGAACUUGCUGCACAAUCAUCGAGGGGGAUCAACCAAGAGUUACCUCAUCUUCCUGAAGAAUUAGCUCCAAUCAUUGAAGGUGAUGCUGAUCAACAAAAGGAUGCAGAUGGGCAAGCACCACCUGGCACGAAAAUGCCUUCUCCCAAAUCACCAGCCCGUGAGUCAAAGCCUCAAAUUUGGGCCAUCUUAGACGGACUAUGGCUUAUUAUGUCCUCCACCUACCUGAUAUAUGUGUCACUAUUCCUCUGGCUGAGUGCGGUUGUUUCGUCAUUCUUUUAUUUCCAGAAAGUUACUGUGAUAGCAAAUGCUGUAAUAAGCUCCACCGACCGGAGAAGAUUAUUUGCCCAGAUAAAUAGCUUCAUCGCCGUAUUUAUACUUGCCGGGCAACUGACUUUAACAGGUCGAAUUCUUGCUGUUGCUGGGGUCACCAUGGCUAUUUGCUCUGCUCCCUUUGUUGCAUUGUUGAACUUGGUGGCUGUUGCACUUUGGCCCACGUGGGUAGCAGUUGCUGUCUCUGAGACCCUUAGAAAGGUUGUCACAUAUGUUGUUACAAGGCCGGGAAGAGAGCUUCUAUUUACUGUUGUUUCACAGGAUGAGAAGUACAAAGCUAAGGUUUGCAUAGAUGUCAUUGUCCAGAGACUCGGUGAUGCUACUGCAGCUGGGAUGUUUAAAUUACUCUUCAGUUCUUUCAAUGGAAAAAUUUCAGCAGUUUCCCUUUACGCCUUGCCGGUUUGCUUAAUGUGGAUAAUCACGGCAUUUCAUUUAGGACGUCGACAAGAACAGCUAGCAAGACUCAAGAAUGCUACAAGUUCCUAAUUCGCCGUUUACACUAGGGGUCAUUUGUGACCCAUCAAUGAUGGAUAUACAUCAAGAAAAUGUAACAUAUAGAAACGAUUUAUUUCAUGCAAGGAUCACAUGAGCACAUUAGAUCAAAAUUUUGUAUUUUCAAUUCAACCAACAAGUAAUUGCUGCUA
Messenger RNA from Punica granatum (pomegranate), 1807 nucleotides. Lineage: Eukaryota; Viridiplantae; Streptophyta; Magnoliopsida; Myrtales; Lythraceae. The record is from RefSeq and is a predicted model, not a curated record.